Messenger RNA from Cotesia congregata, 480 nucleotides. The record is from the annotation of a GenBank genome assembly. Lineage: Eukaryota; Metazoa; Arthropoda; Insecta; Hymenoptera; Braconidae.
AUGUCGAAAUUCACCAGUUUGCGUCGACGUCUCGACUCGAAACUCGGAACUCUGGGUUACUACGCGGAGCAAGAACAGCCUUUGAGGGCACCUGUCGAUGUGAGCCCUAAAGUUUCACGAAGCAUAGUUCUCGAGAUGAACAGACUGGGAAUGAUGGUGGAUCUUUCUCAUGUUUCUGUACCAACAAUGCUGGAUGCCAUGGGUGUUUCUAAAGCUCCGGUAAUUUUUAGUCAUAGCAGCGCUCAUGCACUAUGCAAUUCUUCAAGAAAUGUUCCCGAUCAUGCCCUUCAAUUACUUGCCAAAUCAGGAGGCAUAGUCAUGGUAUCAUUUUACCCACAUUUCAUAAGCUGCGGCGAAAAAUCAACGCUUGCAGAUGUUGCUGUUGGAUUUUAUGUUUCAGCGCAUAUCAAUCACGUGCGAAAGGUCGCGGGAAUCGACCACGUUGGUAUCGGUGCCGGAUACGAUGGGAUCAAUUUGUAA